AUGGCGCUUAAAAGAAUCCAGAAGGAAUUGCAAGAUCUUGGCAGAGACCCCCCUGCGCAGUGUUCGGCGGGACCAGUUGGCGACGAUUUGUUCCACUGGCAAGCCACCAUCAUGGGACCACCAGAAUCGCCGUAUCAAGGAGGCGUCUUUUUCCUCACCAUUCACUUCCCAACAGACUACCCGUUCAAGCCACCAAAGGUGGCUUUCACAACGCGCAUUUACCAUCCAAAUAUCAAUUCAAACGGAAGUAUUUGUCUCGACAUUUUGCGUUCGCAGUGGUCACCGGCUCUCACCAUAUCGAAAGUGCUUCUGUCGAUCUGCUCAUUGCUCUGCGAUCCGAAUCCAGAUGAUCCGCUUGUGCCGGAGAUCGCGCGCAUCUACAAGACGGAUCGUGAGAGGUACAAUCAGCUGGCAAGAGAGUGGACGCAAAAGUAUGCAAUGUGA
Molecule: messenger RNA, 444 nt
Organism: Caenorhabditis bovis
Lineage: Eukaryota; Metazoa; Nematoda; Chromadorea; Rhabditida; Rhabditidae
Source: the annotation of a GenBank genome assembly